AGGUGGCUGUCUGCCAUGUUCCGAACCAGAAGCAACUGUGUUCCGAUAGUGAGUAAAGUGAAAAGGAAGUUAGACCUGGAGACCGAUCACCAGUACAUAGCAGAGAGCAUCCAGACUUCCCGGGGCAAAGCGAAAGGUGUGAAAUCUCCGGGGGAGAAGUCCCGCUAUGAAACCUCUCUGAACCUGACCACUAAGCGGUUCCUGGAGCUGCUAAGCCAGUCGCCCGAUGGGGUGGUGGAUCUCAACUGGGCAGCGGAGGUCCUGAAAGUGCAGAAGAGGCGGAUCUAUGACAUCACCAAUGUCCUAGAGGGCAUCAAGCUCAUCACCAAGAAAUCCAAAAACAACAUCCAGUGGCUGGGCGGCCGCUCUGCUGUGGGGCACACCAGUAAGUACCAGGGGCUGGAGAAGGAGAUCCAUGACCUGCAGGUGGCUGAGCAGCAGCUGGAUGACCUCAUCCAGAUGUGCACCGUCCAGCUCAAGCUCCUCACCGAAGACCCUGAGAAUCAACACUCUGCCUACGUGACGUGCCAGGAUCUCCGCAGCAUCGCGGACCCCUCCGAGCAAAUGGUGAUGCUGAUCAAAGCCCCUCCGGAGACCCAGCUGCAGGUUUCGGACCCAGCAGAGGCUUUCCAGGUUUCCCUGAAAAGCACCCAGGGCCCCAUCGACGUGUUCCUGUGCCCAGAAGACAGCUCUGGGGUCUGCAGCCCAGUCAAGAGCCCCUUCAAAGCAACCGCUGAGGAAUCGUCCCCCGGCUCUGCUCAGGCAGCAGCCCCCCCGCUCGCGCACCACGCCCAGGAUGUGAACUUACCACUGCUGCCUGAGCCCCUCCUGCCCGGGGAGAGCAGCCUGCCGCUGAAGUGUGCAGCCGACGAGGUGAGUCUCUCGCCGCUGGCCUCCGUGGAUGCUCUGCUGGAGCAGAGCAAGGAGGACUUUGCGAGCUUCCUGCCGGAGGAGUUCAUCAACCUGUCUCCGCCCCAGCCCCAGGACUACCACUUCGGGCUGGAGGAGGGCGAGGGCAUCAGCGAGCUCUUCGACUGUGACUUUGGGGACUUUGCGCCCUUGGACUUCUGAGCCCCUCCUGUGGGGCUGCUGUGCCCAGCGCGCACAGCCCCCGGGGCUGGAGGAGGCUCGGGGGCAGGAG
Molecule: messenger RNA, 1141 nt
Organism: Pelodiscus sinensis (Chinese soft-shelled turtle)
Lineage: Eukaryota; Metazoa; Chordata; Testudines; Trionychidae
Source: RefSeq, a predicted model, not a curated record